This is a messenger RNA of Zingiber officinale, 1542 nucleotides long. RefSeq lists its product as uncharacterized. Lineage: Eukaryota; Viridiplantae; Streptophyta; Magnoliopsida; Zingiberales; Zingiberaceae. The record is from RefSeq and is a predicted model, not a curated record. The transcript has 8 exons. Bases 1 to 1542 code for a protein of 513 amino acids.
AUGGGCAAGGAUGAGAUAUUUGAUGGUGUGAUAUUGGUUUACGAAGUUAAUAUUCCCAGCAAACCUGCGAAGAUCAUAUCAGGAUUAAUUCCACACAUAAGAGUUACAGUAAAAACAAACUUGUUGCUUUUUUCACCUGAGCCAAGCAUGCCAUUAGAGGGCAAGGUUGUGAGGCUAGGGAGGGAAUCAAUUCAUGUCGUUAUGCUUGGGUUUUUUUCAGCAGCUAUAAUGUUCGAAGACAUUCGUGAAGAUCUUAAAUAUAAAAUUGUAAGAAGUUUGUCUGCUAUUAUAAUAGGAUGUUCGCCGCCGACCAGUCUGCCGCCUGCCGGUUGGCCACCCAUCGAUUGCAUCACUGCAGGCUACAACAAGCUAGCAGUCGCGAGCAUAUCAAAAGAACUUUUGGUAAUCAAGAAAGGAGUUUCCAAUAUACUUGAUAGUUGUCACAAUCAUGCUAUAGUACAGUUUGAAUCUUUUCAAGAUCAAAGACAUAGUGUUUCAAAUAUAUUACGAGCACAUGGGCGAGAUAUAGAGGUUUCUUAUCGCACCCGUUUAACAGCAAUGUUGGAUGUUACGCGAUUUCUUUUGAAGCAGGGACUGUCUUUCCGUGGACAUGAUGAGUCAAGUAAUUCUUUAAAUAGAGGAAACUUUCUUGAAUUGCUUCAAUGGUACAGUCAACGAAAUGAGGAAAUUUCAAAGGUUGUUAAUCAAAAUGCUCCCGGAAACAAUCAAAUGAUUUCUCCAACAAUUCAAAAAGACCUUACGCGUGCUUCUGCUUCUGAGAUCACACUUUCCAUAAUCAAAGAUAUUGGAAACAAUGUUUUCUCCUUAAUGGUUGAUGAAUCUCGAGACAUUUCAGUGAAGGAGCAAAUGGGAGUUGUUUUGAGAUAUGUGAACAAAAGAGGACAGGUGAUUGAACGAUUCCUUGCAAUUGUACAUGUAUCUGACACUAGCUCUCGUUCUUUGAAGGAUGCUAUCGAUGCUUUAUUUGUGAAACAUGGAUUAUCAUUAUCUAGACUGAGAGGUCAAGGAUAUAAUGGAGCUUCAAAUAUGCUGGGUGAAUUCAAUGGGUUGAAAUCUCUCAUUUUGCAAGAAAAUCCAUAUGCAAGGGAAGAAGGAUGGCAUAUAAUUAUAGAUAAAGUCAACACAUUUUGUGAGUUGAAUGAUAUCCUAGUGUCGGAGAUGAAAGACAAUUGUUUGAUUGGUGGUCGUAGUAGACGUAGAAAGCAAGUCAUCACCAAUUUACAUUAUUAUCGUGCGGAGAUUUUCUAUCAGGUUAUUGAUUUAGUUAUACAAGAGAUGAAUACUCGUUUUUCAGAAGUUAGCACAGAAUUGCUUAGUUGUAUAAAACUCGUUCGACUUUGUGAUUUAUAUCCUGAGGACUUCUCAACAAAUGAUUGUAUAGUUAUUGAACAACAACUUCAGAAUUUCAUUCAUAAUAUACAACAGGAUCCAAAUUUUUCUGGAAUUGAAGAUUUGGGAAGUUUUGCUCAGAAAAUUGUUGAAACUCUAAAAAUCAAGCUUAUCCAUUGGUUUAUCGUCUGA